Molecule: messenger RNA, 1048 nt
Organism: Closterium sp. NIES-67
Lineage: Eukaryota; Viridiplantae; Streptophyta; Zygnematophyceae; Desmidiales; Closteriaceae
Source: the annotation of a GenBank genome assembly
GUACUCCGAGCAAUGCCCGCCCCUCGACUCAUCCGACCAUCCACUUCGCCAUACGGUGCCCCAGUGCUCUGCACACCGAAACCGGAUAGAAGCCUGCGCAUGUGCAUCGAUGACCGAGCUCUUAACAAGCAAACCAUCAAGAAUAAAUAUCCGAUACCACGAAUCGAUGACAUGCUUGAUCAGCUUUGGGGAGCUACGGUAUUUUCUAAACUGGAUCUGCGGUCCGGAUACUGGCAGAUACAGAUGGCGGACAAUUCUAUCCACAAAACUGCUUUCCGAACUCGGUAUGGAUCGUACGAGUAUUUGGUAAUGCCGUUCGGACUCACCAACGCACCGGCAACGUUCCAAGCCGAAAUGAACCACAUUCUACGACCACUUUUGGACGAGUGCGUGGUGGUGUACCUGGAUGACAUCCUUAUCUACUCGCGCGACAUGAAGCAGCACGUCGAACACCUACAACGCGUCUUCGAGAUUCUUCGACGGGAACGGUUCUACGUCAAACUGUCCAAGAGCAAAUUCGCCCUUGAGAAGGUCCAGUUCCUAGGACACAUGGUGAGCGCUCAAGGAGUUCACUGGGACAGUGACAUCGCGUACCGGAAAGGAUCAACGAAAAUUGGGGUACCAAAUUACCCUCCUUUGCGCCAAUUACUACUCAAAGAAUACCACGACGUCCUCUACGCCGGACACUUCGGUAGCAACAAGACGCUCACCGGUAUUGCAAAGCACUACUACUGGCCCCACUUGACAGAAGAUGUUCAGAAAUUUGUCACCUCAUGUGAUACAUGUCAACGGAUCAAGAGCAGCAAGCAGAAGAAGGCGGGACUACUGCAGCCUCUUCCUGUCCGAGAAGAACCAUGGCAAGUGGUUAGCCUAGAUUUCAUCACCGGGUUACCGCCUACCACCAGCGGUCAUGACGCAAUCCUUGUCGUCAUCGACAAGUUCUCCCAAAAUGGGACACUUCAUCCCAACACACACGACAGCACGCACCAAAGAAACAGCACAACUCUUCGAGCCUCGACUUGAGGGUAGAGCGAAUCACAUCCAGCUG